CGGCGACAACCUCGUGGAACUCUACAUUGAGGACAUUUUCCGUCCGUACCACGAUGAAAACGCCCGCGCGAGACUCGGAUUUUCCACUGCGUCGGAUCAGCUCCAUCAUCUGCCGCUUUUCGAUGUUCUUUCUCUGCAGCGAGAGCAGCAGGCUACUGAGGCAAGCAGCGCGUCGGCCGAUGGAAGUGGAGGUACACCCACGGCACAUGAUUUCUCGCUUACUACUGCAAGAAGCGCAACCGCAAGCGCCCUUCUGCAGAGGCUAGAGGAGACUUUUAAGUCGGGCACAUCAACAAUGUCACGUCGGGCAGGUGGAGCUGGAAAGAAAAGGAAGCACGCCGAUCCUCUUCGCCUGUAUGAGGAUUUGGAAGAUAUCAUGCGGAGAGAAGAAAUGGAUUUCACUUUUACAUUGCGAGCCCUCGGCGAUAUUGUUGACAUUGCGACGGUGGGGGACCAAAGUGAAGAGUGCAAGAAGAAGAAAGAAGAUGUGGAGAUGUCCUGUGCGUUAUUCAACCCGAAACCAUUUCGCCGCGCUCGGGGUGAUCAGCUUACUCCGCUGCCCCAGCAUCUCCGGAAAUGGCUGCUGCGAUGGAGUGACAGUCUGCAGAAGCAUUACAGUGGUGCAGCUUCGGACGAGGAUGCGAGCCAUACACAUGCGAACUACAUCUCUCCACCGGCCGUGGCAAGAGCAGACAUGAAAGCCAGUUCCCCGCAGGUGAUACCGCGCAACUGGAUGCUAACUGAAGCGUAUGAGGCCGCGGAGCGAGGGAAUUUCACAAAGGUUGACGAAUUAAAGACACUGCUGAAAACACCGUACGAAGAUGUGCGAGAAGAUACCCAGUGGGUCCGCGCAACGCCAGAGUGGGCACACGGAAAAGCUGGAAUAUCUUACAUGAGCUGA
Molecule: messenger RNA, 901 nt
Organism: Amoebophrya sp. A120
Lineage: Eukaryota; Dinophyceae; Syndiniales; Amoebophryaceae
Source: the annotation of a GenBank genome assembly